Molecule: messenger RNA, 1353 nt
Organism: Mauremys reevesii (Reeves's turtle)
Lineage: Eukaryota; Metazoa; Chordata; Testudines; Geoemydidae
Product: protein EOLA1-like
Exons: 3
Coding region: 205-675 (156 amino acids)
Source: RefSeq, a predicted model, not a curated record
CCCAGCUCCGCCCAGCCGCGCGCUCCGCCGGCGGGUGGCGACCGCCGCAGCGGCUGUGGGCGGGCCGACGGGAGGGGCGAGGCCUGGUGGCGAGUGGCCGCGGCGGGAGAGUCACUGCAGGCACCUCAGCGCGAGGGGGAGACGGGGGCGGCGAGCCGAUUGGAUAUGAGAGAAAUAUAAGGUAAAGAGUGACGCUGAAGAAAGAUGAUAUUUGGCUGUCUUUCCUUCCGGCAACCCUAUGCUGGAUUGGUUUUGAACAAAGUCAAAACAAUAGAGACUCGUUGGCGUCCUUUGCUGGUAGACUACAAGAACUGCACUAUUGCUAUUCACAUAGCUUUUAAGGACUGGGAAGAUGAAACAUGGAAAGAGAUUCUUCUGACUAGACUUGGCAUGACACCUACGCAAGUUCAAGAGUUACUAGCUAAAGGGGAAACAUUUGGCAGAGGAGUUAUUGCUGGGCUAGUUGACAUUGGAGAGACCUCAAAGUAUCCAGAAAAUGUAUCUCCUGAAAAGAUUUUGGAGCUGGAAAAUCAAGCUGUACUCACUAGCCUGGAGCAGAAAUACUUGACUGUUGUUUCAAAUCCAAGAUGGCUACUGAAACCAAUUCCUGCUAAAGGGGGCAAAGAUGUAUGGCAAGUGGAUAUCCCAAAGGAACUGAUCCCUUUGGAACAUUAAGCUAUAUUUGUGCCUACCUAAGUGUAAAGCUGUAGUGUCAGAUGUCAUUAGUUUAGCUUCAUAUAUGUAGGUGAUUUUUAUUUUUUCCCCAAGCUGUCAUCUGGAAUGUAUUCGUGGUGAAUGGUUUUUAUAGAAAUCAAUAUGAGGCAAAAACUGAUUUGAGUUUUUUCUUUGUUUUUUGUGACCCCAUAAUAAGAAGUUGAAAUAAUGAGAAAAUGUAUGGAAUUAUUUUUCUACCAACUAAUGAAGAGAUGUCAUUGUAAGGACCAUUAUUGAUGUCUAUAUUGUUUUUUUAAGUGUCUUGUAUGUGUACACAUGGACAAUUUGUAAAUUUUAAUUUUUUUAAUAUACUGAGUAUAGAUGUACCUAUUUUAAAUGUUGAAACCUAAAAGGAGGUGUGGCUGCAUCAGGCUGUGGGAUGAUAAUGGAACGGAAAAGUAUAUUUGCUGUAAAUAGAAACUUGGGCCCUGGUCCUAGAAAGAUUUAUGCAUGUGAAUAGUCCCAUGGACUCCUAUAAUUUUUUUUAACUUCAGAAGAACUACUCAUGUAAGUAAAGUUAAGCAUGUGUUUAAGUUUUAGAAUUAAAGGAGGACUAAUUUAAAAUUCAGCAUCUGUGUUUCAGAACUCUUAUUCUAGGACAUAGAUCUUAUUUUGAAAUAAAAUAUGAAUUUCUGCUCA